AUGGCCUAUGACCGGUAUGUGGCCAUCUGUCAUCCCCUGCACUACACCAUCAUCAUGCACUGCGGGCUCUGUGUGUUUCUGGUUCUGGCGUCCUGGACCCUGAGUGUCUUGAUUUCCUUGUUACAUAGCUUACUAGUGUUGCGGCUGUCCUUCUGCACACACGUGGAAAUCUCUCACUUUUUCUGUGAACUGAAUCAGGUGGUCCACCUUGCCUGCUCUGACACCUUUCUUAAUGACAUGGUGACCUAUUUUGCAUCUGUGCUGCUGGGUGGUGGUCCCCUCACUGGGAUCCUUUACUCUUACUGUAAGAUAGCUUCCUUCAUUUGUACAAUCUCAUCAGCUCAGGGGAAGUACAAAGCAUUUUCUACCUGUAUUUCUCACCUCUCAGUUGUCUCCUUAUUUUAUUGCACAGGCCUGGGUGUGUAUCUUAGUCCUGGUGCUACCCACAGCUCACUCUGA
Tupaia belangeri chinensis (Chinese tree shrew) is the source of this 459-nucleotide messenger RNA. RefSeq names its product olfactory receptor 7A10. Gene Ontology annotation, biological process: G protein-coupled receptor signaling pathway. Bases 1 to 459 code for a protein of 152 amino acids. Gene Ontology annotation, molecular function: olfactory receptor activity. Gene Ontology annotation, cellular component: membrane. The record is from RefSeq and is a predicted model, not a curated record. NCBI's taxonomy places the organism in Eukaryota, Metazoa, Chordata, Mammalia, Scandentia, Tupaiidae. The transcript has a single exon.